Aspergillus welwitschiae is the source of this 3228-nucleotide messenger RNA. RefSeq lists its product as uncharacterized. The record is from RefSeq and is a predicted model, not a curated record. Gene Ontology annotation, cellular component: MIS12/MIND type complex. The coding region runs from base 316 to 2685 and encodes 789 amino acids. The transcript is spliced from 3 exons. Lineage: Eukaryota; Fungi; Ascomycota; Eurotiomycetes; Eurotiales; Aspergillaceae. Gene Ontology annotation, biological process: chromosome segregation.
CAUACUACCUAGCCCUCCCCCACCCUCCAUCUAUACCUAUCACUCACCGCUAGCUUCUUGAUCCUCGAAAGAUAAACAACCAUUGCAACACUGGGCUCGGUCGCGUUUUAGCCUCUGCGAUCAAAUUCCCCGAGAACUCAAGUCGACGCCACUGCUAUCGAUUUCCUUCGACCUUUCCCAUCAGCGCAUGGUGCAUUCUUCGGAGUGGGGGAUCUCGCUAGAUCUCCGUCGGUAGUUCGAACAUUCCAGUGUCAAUGAGAUCGGGAGGAAUCCACGUCGAUCGGAAAUUAUAAGAGCUCAAGGUCUCCAGCAAUCAUGACGGCCGACUCUGGCCUCUCCGCUGCGGGGAGCAGUACCUACGCUUCAAAUACACUGCAUGUCGGCGAUGGAACGUGGGACUCGGAGCGCGACACAUUCCUCCUCCCUAAUCUGAUGGGUAUCAACUUCGACACAAUGCGAUACAAUGGAAUGGGAAAUCGAUUCAAAGAUAUGCCCGAAUACCAUACCCUCAUAGUCGUUCACGGCGUCAUCGCUACAAUCGUCUUCCUUUUUCUUGUCCCAAUCUCUGUCUUGAUCAUCCGAUACUACUCUCGAUGGAAUCCUUUCUGGGCCUUCAAGCUGCAUGUCUGGUGCCAGGUCCUGACAUUGUUGCUGAGCACCGUUGUGUUCGUGUUCGGUUGGUUCGCUGUCGGUCCAAAGAGAAGCCUGACAAACCCGCAUCACGGUAUCGGACUUGCGAUAUAUGUCCUAGUGAUCUUUCAGAUUCUGUGGGGCUGGCUUGUCCAUAAGAUUGAGAGGAACAGGAGGAGUUACCAUGUUCCCUUGAAGCUUGUGAUUCAUCGAUGGAUUGGACGCGCCCUCGCCAUCCUAGGUCUUGUUCAGAUACCGCUGGGGCUCACCCUUUAUGGCUCGCCUAAAGUGCUUUUUAUCCUCUACGCUGUUGUCGCCUUCAUCCUCCUCGCAGUGUUCUUUGUGCUGUCAUAUCUAUACGACACAGAAGGAUAUCACAUGGAGAGCGGCGGAUACGAAAGCCGACUCAGCUAUGUCUCAGGACCCUCAGCUGCCGAUGAUCAUGGUCAUAGUAACCUCGGGCCCAUGGCUGCCGCAGGAGCGACCGGAGCUGGCCUGGCUUCGCUCUUCAGACGUCGUUCCAGAGGCAGACCACACGAUUACGACGAAUCGCAUACCAGUUUCUCAGACGAAAAGCUUUCUGAUGAAGGACCACGGCGUGGUGGCAAAGGGAACUUACUUCUGAAAUUAGGUGCAAUCGGCGGUGGUGCCUGGCUCGCGAAGAAAUUCUUUGACAGAAGACGCGAACGAGACAACGACACGGAGUCCGGUCGAUACAGCAGAGCUCAUACUCGGAGCGACAGCAUGACCGAAGAAAGCUUGAGUAGACUGGAAGAUGGGCGGCGACCCGAGCCAACAGCGCAUACUCCUCUCAACCGUCCACCAAGCAGACCUCCAAGCAGACCUCCCAGCAGACCUCCCAGCAGACCACCAAGUCGACCUCUAAGCCGCCCUCAAAGCCCAGGCUCUUCGUACCUGUACAACAGCACCUAUCUUUCCGAAGCUCCCCCUCGCAGGCCAUCCCACGGACUUCGAGACGCUCUUCUCGGAGCGGGAGCAUUUGCAGCGAUCAAGGGCUUCUUCUCGCGUCGCAAGGGCGACGCAGAACAACGUCGCGUGGAAGAGAUGCGCCGUCGGGAGAUGGAAGACGAGCGGCUAGCCCGGGCCAACAGCAAGCGGCGCUACCCCGGAGAGGGCUAUUACCCAAGACGUGACCGACCGGCAUCAUUCACAGCCACGGACCUUUCAACAGACCUGUCCCGGCCACCCCGCGGUCCGCCGCACGGCGAGUCCAUAGUCUCAGCAGCGGGACCCCCAAUGGCAUCCGGAGCAGUGGACGGUGCACGCUCAGACAUACCGCCUGCACCAGGGCCACCCGUUCCCCCACCAGCAGCAUCGGAAUAUCCAGGACCAGCAGCAUCUACACACGGUCCUACAGAGCUCGCCUCAGGAGUAGCAGCCGGAACAGCCCUAGGUGCUGCGUCAUCGGCACAUCGCCGUCGCAGCGCCAGCCGUCACCGAAGCAGCAGCCGGCCCAGGAGUAGCAGCCGUCACCGCGAUCCCAUCGCAUCUCCCCCCGUUUCUGUCAAACUGAAAAUGCACAACGACGGCCGCCACGUUACUCUCCGGAGACUGACGGAUGAAGAAGCUGCCGCCAGUCGCGAAGCGAGACGAAGAGAGCGAAGGAAUUCCCGUCGUCGCGCCGGCAGUGCAAGCUCGCUAUCAGGAAACGAAGGGGGCUCGUAUGACCGCUGGCGUCGUGUUGAGGAGCUGGAGCGCCAGCAACAGGAACAGAUGCAACGAGAACAGGCUGCUGCGGCGGCGGCUUCCUCGGGCUUCCCAGCGACUUCUGCUGCUCCAUCAUCAAGUAUGCCUCCCGCCACGUCCGCCUACUAUGCACCACCUCCUCAGAACGGAAACGGGAGUCAUAUGCCGCCGCCCCCGCCGCCCCCGGUGCCAUCUAGCCAUCCUUAUGGGACAGGGAGUAUCGCGUCUCCGGGUACAUUUACUGGGACGGAAGCGAGCGGUGACUAUGCGAGCAAUCGUCGACGAAGACGAGCGGAGAGAGCCCGAGCACGUCAAGAAAGACAACAGCACGGUGUGGAAUUUACUUGAUGAAACGGUAUCUCCUGCUAUAACUUAUGACACUUCCCUUUUUCUUUUCCUCUCCCCCUGUAUAGCAACCUUGAUGAUUUCAUGCCCAUUUUCUCUUUGGUGUUUAGUUCCUUUCCGAGAAUUUGCUUUUUUCUUUUUGAUUUUACCCCUUCAUGUCAAUCUUGAAAUACGUUAUGAUGUACAAGUGCCAAUGACUCGUCGUCUCAGUUGUUGGUUCUUCUGGAAACUAUGAUUCGUGCAUGUUGAAAAUAUUUGUGCUCGGGAAGAGCUUCUUGUCUGGUGAUGUCCGGUAAUGACGCUAUGAAAGCAGCCAUGCACAACGGUUGCAAUGAGCAAGGGAAUGGAUAUGAACUGUUGGUUUUGUUUGGCUAUUGGUUUGUGAUAAGAUACUGCUAUGAGGGAAUGGACAGUGCUAGCUCAUAAGCAGUAGGAGUCGGUGCUCCUUUAACCGUGAUGUUUUCAUUUGCCUUUCCGAUUCCUGCAUAUAACGGUUUCCAUGUCGUUCAUAUUGUGAUGCUUUAUUGUCCUUAAGAUGAAAAAUAA